AUGUUGCUGAAUCCAAAGGGCUAUGCGAGCCCUUCCCACGCCGGGCCGGCCGCUGCGGCAACGAACGGUCAGGGCAGCUCGAACGAUACCAGCUUUCUCGAUUUUCAGUUCUCAAACCCAAACGACGACACAGGCUCGAGUGCCAGCACCCCUUCAUCCUUCUUCCAUCAAGGCCCCGAAGGUGCCGUUCGCAGCCACACGAAUACACCCGUUAACGGUUUCGGUAGCAUGUUUGAGCGAAUGAACAAUGUCCAGGAGCGAACAGCGAUGCCACAGCUGAAACGGCGAAAGGUCCAGGCGGAAGACAACGAUAUGAUCCCCUCGAACUUCGGAGGUGGCGGUAGUGGCAUGCUUGGUCAGUACGUCAAGGAGAAGCGCGAGGAGGACAGCAAAAAUCCUGCCCUACGUAGCGUCGACACUGUGGAUCUCACUGCGACCCACGACGGCGACAUUGUCGAAAUAACCGACGCAAAUGAACAGGAGGUCUGCUUUGGUAAGCUCCUGAAUGCCAAGAUCAACUUUGAUGUCGUACCCAGCCCGAAACCCGGCCAGCGUGCUCUGAACGAUGGCUAUUGGCCAAACGUCAAAAUCAUGCUCAGUCGCAGGCAGGGCGACCCUACCAAUGUGAUUCUGGCCAAAGAUCAUACAAGAAGGGUUGUUGGCAGAGUCGACGCCCAAACGGCACUUGGGCUGUCACCACUUCUUGACUCCGCUCGUUUGUAUCUCCGUACUGAAGCCAGAUUACCUAGUCGAAAGAAGCAACCUGGCGAACAGGCUGGCCAGCAGGUUUCUCAGGCUUUAGCUUUUGACUGUAUAUUGUACGGCCCGAGAAGAUCCUCAAGGGCUGUAGCAAAGCAUCUGUACUCCAGAGGCCUGAAACUCACUCAUCCAGCUCUGGUGGAACCGGGUAUCAAGUAUGAGAACCCAAUGCCACAUGAUGCCCGGCAAGUUGUCCCCAUGAGGCCGCAAUUCGUACCAGGUCCCACGGCGGUUUCCUACCCGCAGGUUUCGAGGACUGUCGAGGAGGUUCGGAGUGAAGUCAUGGGAGUGUUCGAUUCUUUGACAAGAAGCGAAGAUCUGCCACAGAUGGAGCCGGAUGCGAGAAUUACUACAAAUCUUCUCCCACAUCAAAAACAGGGUCUUUAUUUCAUGACUAUGCGAGAACGUCCCUGCGACCUGAAUGGAACCGGUGGAGCGCUCAACUCGUUCUGGCGAAUCCGCAUUGGGAAUAAUGGCCAGCGAUCAUAUCACAAUGUCAUCACUGGCCAAUCAUACCCACGCCCCCCUCCUGAGACUUUCGGUGGUAUUCUGGCAGACAUGAUGGGUCUUGGUAAGACACUAAGUAUUCUGUCUCUGAUCACCACCUCUCUCGAUGCCGGAGAAGAGUGGUCGAAGCUUGAGCCAGAACAGCCUGCGCUCCCUCCCCCUCCCAAGAAGAAUGGCGGGUCCCGCGGGUUUGAUGUACCUGCCCCUGCACCUCUCGCGCUGACAAAACCAGCACUGAACUCAAGAGCAACAUUGUUGGUUUGUCCUCUCAGUACCGUCACGAACUGGGAGACACAGAUGAAAGAGCAUAUCCAGCCUGGCACAGUCAAAUGCUACGUUUACCACGGACCUAAUCGUAUCAAAGAUGCAAGAAAACUGGCUGAUUAUGAUAUUGUUAUCACGACAUAUGGCUCUGUAUCUAGUGAGCUUCGAGCUCGGCACAGGGGCCAAAGGGGUCCUCAUCCGCUCGAAGAUAUCAGCUGGUUUCGGAUAGCCCUCGACGAGGCUCACAUGAUCCGCGAGCAGUCCACGCUGCUGUUCAAAGCCAUCUGCCGUCUGCAGGCGCAUCGACGUUGGGCAGUUACCGGCACGCCUGUACAGAACAAGCUGGAUGACUUGGCUGCGCUGCUGGCUUUCAUUCGACUGAAGCCUUUCGACAACAAGACUACAUUCACACAGUACAUUGUGGCCCCGUUCAAGGCUUGUGACGCUGAAAUUGUUCCCAAGCUGCGAGUUUUGGUAGAUACCGUCACACUUCGGCGUCUCAAGGAUAAGAUUCAUCUGCCAGCUCGGACGGAACAACUCGUCAAGCUCAGAUUCUCUCUGGCCGAGGAGCAGUUGUACAAGCUGUUUGAGCGGCAAGCCCAAGACAAGGUCGAAAUAAUCAGUCGCGGUCUGGAGAAGCUGAUUGGAGGAAGAACCUACAUUCAUAUUUUGCAAUCGAUCCUUCGACUGCGUCUCAUUUCGGCACAUGGCAAGGAGCUCCUCAACGAAGACGACCUUCAGGCUAUGCAGGGUAUGACGCAGGACUCCGCUAUCGACCUUGACAGUGACGACGAAAAUGACGCUCAGAAGACUGCACUAUCCGAGGCUCGAGCGUAUGGGACCUUUGAUCUCAUGGUGCAGACUAACAAUGAUGGUUGUGUAGCUUGUGGCAAGUCCCUGAGUUCGAGCGUUGAUGAGAACGAUGCCGAAUCCGAGCGAGCGGAGAACCUGCUCGGUUACAUCUCUUCUUCAUGCUUCCACCUUGUCUGCGCUUCUUGCAAGCCAACAUGGGAUCGGGAGACUGGACGCCAGGUUAUGGGACAUUGUCCAGUCUGCCAAAAAGACAACGUCAAUCUUGCCCUGGUUGAACUGCGGAAGGACAAGGCCGAAGCUGAGCACGAAUCACAUCAGGCAACAGGCAAGGCCAAGAAUAAGUCCAUGAACACGGAUGGCUACGGCGGUCCUCACACCAAAACGCGAGCUUUGCUCGAAGAUCUCCUGAAGCUACAAGCACAGAGUGAGGCGCAGCCGGAUGAGCCUCGCCACAAAUCGGUCGUGUUCUCUGGAUGGACGUCUCAUCUCGAUUUAAUCGGAAUCGCUCUAGAGGAUGCGGGGAUUGUCUAUACCAGGCUCGACGGCAAGAUGACUCGCAAUGCCCGCACGGCUGCCAUGGAUAGAUUCCGCGAAGAUCCCGCGGUGGAUGUGAUCCUCGUAUCCAUCACAGCUGGUGGUCUAGGUCUCAAUCUGACCGCAGGCAGUAAUGUCUAUGUCAUGGAGCCGCAGUACAAUCCUGCGGCAGAAGCACAGGCGGUGGACCGUGUGCACCGCAUUGGUCAGAAGCGGCCUGUUCGUAUCAUCCGCUACAUCAUGGAGGGCAGCAUCGAGGAGAAAAUGCUGGCUCUUCAGGAUAAGAAGAACAAGCUUGCGAACUUGUCCAUGAAUCGUGGCAAAGCCAUGGACAAGGGUGAGGCAGCGAAGCAGAAGCUCAUGGACUUACGGAGUCUCUUCAAAUGA
This is a messenger RNA of Truncatella angustata, 3264 nucleotides long. RefSeq names its product SNF2 family N-terminal domain-containing protein. The coding region runs from base 1 to 3264 and encodes 1087 amino acids. The record is from RefSeq and is a predicted model, not a curated record. Gene Ontology annotation, molecular function: ATP binding; ATP-dependent chromatin remodeler activity. The transcript is spliced from 2 exons. NCBI's taxonomy places the organism in Eukaryota, Fungi, Ascomycota, Sordariomycetes, Amphisphaeriales, Sporocadaceae.